AUGGUGAAUACUAUUAGUGACGCCCUCUUUGAAGCAGAAGAAAUGUUUAUGUAUUUGAAGCCAUUGGAAAGAAUCUUUCAGCGGAUUGAGGAGCUCGAAUUCAAUAAGAUAUCCACGUACUUUGCGCCUCUAUUUCAUAUUUUGGCCUUGAGUUGGUCAAAAUCACAAGUUUUUCGAAAUCCAUCGCGUUUUAUUUUGCUUUUGCAAAAGGUUUCCAGUGCUCUCAUUGUUCAGGAUGUUUUGAACUCAGCGGUGGAUUUUGUCGAUCUUGAAAGGUGUAUAAUCGGAGGUGUACUGGGAGCCUACUUGAGUUCCCAAGUUUCUGCUAUUUUUGAUGAGUUUUCUGAGAACUUCAGGGAGUUUACUCAACGUGAUUACGAUUGUCUGGACUUGGAAUCAAGUGAUUUUGAGCAGGAAUUAGAGGGCAUUGCAGUAAAGUUUGAUGACUAUGAGCAGCGCUUGGGAAGCAUACUUUGUCAGGCCCUGAGUGAUUGCCCUACGGUUCAACAUGCUUCAAAGGUGUUGAGUAUGUUCAGCGGUUUCCUUGAGAGAUCCAUCAUCAAGCCCAUGAUCGAACCAUUCUACGACAACAUAUUGCAGAUGGUUGAGGAGGAGCUAUUACAUGUGAAGAGGAUUGUUAAGGAAAGCAUGGUUGACAGGUUCACCGAACUUGUCCAAGGUAUGCUUCCUCUGGUAUCCUCCUCUAAAGCAACAGUGUAUGGAACUGCAGUAGUACAGAGGAUUUCUUUUUCAGUUUCUCCAAGAUCCGCGACAAAUCCCCAACAGUCGGUUUUGUUACCUACAAUUACGUCAGAAAGUGAGGGUAGGUGA
This is a messenger RNA of Hydatigera taeniaeformis, 831 nucleotides long. Lineage: Eukaryota; Metazoa; Platyhelminthes; Cestoda; Cyclophyllidea; Taeniidae. The record is from the annotation of a GenBank genome assembly.